GUAAGCCGAACGCGACGGGAGCUGGUUUGGCCCAUAUGUCGAGUUAUCGCGUCGCUCGCCUAGUUGUAACCGCGAAGAAGAAGAACGAGGCCUCCUCUGCGCCCGGAGGGAGGCGGUGCCCGCGACCAGGGGCAGGAUGCCGGAGCGCUGCGGAAACUCUCCAAAUAAGUGGACCUGCCUUUCUUCUUGGAUGCUGAGCUAAAGAACGUCAUCAUGGGCCAGCAGCUCUCAAGCCAGACACACUCUGCUAUUAAUAAGCUGCCAGAAAAAGUAGUCAAACAUGUAUCCCUGGUUCGAGAAAGUGGUUUCUUGACAUAUGAAGAAUUUUUGGGGAGAGUAGCUGAAAUGAAUGACACAACUGCCAAGUUGGGUUCUGGCCAGGACAAGCACUUGUUAUUUGAAGUACAGCCAGGUUCAGACUCCACUGCUCUCUGGAAGGUAGCUGUUCGAGUAGUAUGUACUAAGAUAAACAAGACAAGUGGUGUUGUCGAAGCAUCAAGAAUCAUGAACUUAUAUCAGUUCAUGCAGCUUUAUAAAGAUGUCACGAGUCAAGCAGCAAGUGUUCUUUCGCAGAACAUUGCCUCAGAAGGAGCUGCAGAGGAUCUGUCAUCUGUUGCAUCUUGUCAGGCCAGCAUUUUGAUGGGAAGAGUGAAACAGCUGACUGAUGAGGAAGAAUGUUGCAUUUGCAUGGAUGGACGGGCUGAUCUGAUCUUGCCAUGUGCUCACAGCUUUUGUCAGAAAUGCAUUGAUAAAUGGAGUGGUCAUCACAGGAAUUGCCCUAUAUGUCGUCUGCAGGUGACUGAAGCCAAUGAUUCUUGGGUGGUAUCAGAUGCACCUACAGAAGAAGAUAUUGCUACCUACAUACUCAACAUGGUAGAUGAGGCAGGCCAGCCUCACAGACCCUGACAGGAACAAAGCCCAUUGCCUUGAAAUCAUAAAAGAUUUCAUUUAUUCUUUCAUUUCCUCAUUGUAUUGCUUUCUAUAAAAGUCAUAGGUCUUUAAAAGUGACCCAUUUGUCUAUGAGCCAGUUGUACACGUUUAUAAUUUUAAAUACUCAUCAAUAAUUUCUCUGCACAUAGCACCUGCAGAAGGAUAUGUUCAGAGUUUUCUUACUUUCUUUGAGACACUGGAAUAGCUAAUAUUUGAGUUCUAGUAUAAGCUCUUCUGUGAUCAUUUGUUGAAACUGAAUUUCAUUAUAGAUGGUCCAGAAGAAUGUGGGAAGUUGCUGAGGGCCUGUUGUUCCAACACACAGAAGCAAUCCUUCUUUAUGCAAGUAUGUGUUUAUGAUGCUCAUGCCUGCCUGCUUACAUGAAUAGGAAUUUGCCCCACAUUUACAUUUCAGUAACUUCUACUGGCCGCUUGCGGCUUGCUUAGUAUUGACAGAUGCUUCCUUAAAUCACCACUAAUUGCAGCAUGUUGUUUUGAGACAAAAUUUUCUGAUGGCACACUAUUUUGAUAUAAUAAUAAUAAUAAUAAUAAUAAUAAUAAUAAUAAUAAUAAUAAUAAAUUUAUUAUUUAUACCCUGCCCAUCUGGCUGUGUUUCCCCAGCCACUCUGGGCGGCUUCCAACAGAAAAAUGAAAUAAAAUAAUCUAUUAAACAUUAAAAGCCUCCCUAAACAGGGCUGCCUUCAGAUGUCUUCUAAAAAUCUGGUAGCUGUUUUUCUCUGACAUCUGAUGGGAGGGCAUUCCACAGGGCGGGCGCCACUACCGAAUGGCUUUUGCAUUCUUGUUCAGGGAGAAUGAGUUGUCUAGUCAACAUCAAAUAACUUCAAAAAACUUCCCUGGUUCACCAAGUCAGAGCUGCUUGCAUUCAGGAAUAAAUGUGUUCACACCUUUACUGAUCACAGACAACCCAAAGUUUCUGAUCACACAACGUAGCAUCUGGCUUUCAAGCUUUUCUAGACUUCCAUUGUUAAAUCACCAGUACGUAUAACCGUAAAAAACCCAAUAUGGUGAUCUGAGGUAAAUAGAUGGUGCUAGACUCCUUUCUACAGGUGCAAUAUGCUUUACUGUAACAAGAAGGAAUGUGUUCUUUGACCACACUUGCUUUGCUUUAAUGUCUUAGGGAAUCUGUAACCCUGAAGCCUGUACUACUUGUUCUCAGGAGUAUUGGUACCAGGACUGGAUCCAGGUUUAAGGGUGGCACUCAGAAGAAUGUCUUGUUUUGGGCCCUCAGAUUACUUUGUUACAUUGGCAGAUGGCUGCAAGCAACCAUUUUACAUUUCUAACAGCAUCCUGGAGGAACUGUAUGGAGGCAUAAUGGAAAAAUUUAAAUGACAGCUUAGAGGAGGGAUGGGGAACCUUUCUAGCCUGGUGGUCCAGAUUGUUAAUGCCCCCACCUUUGUGCCGGAGUUUGGCAGGUGGCCAGUGGCUGGAGCUGCACACCUGUCAGUUGUCUGAUGUCACAAUGAUGCCUGGUGACAUUUUUGCCCAUAGGGGUCUACAGAAGCCUCCUUCAAAGAACGGGGCAAGAGAAGACUUGGAGUAGAGCUUCUGAAAAUGUUCACAGAAGCCACUCUCAAAUGCUGUCUUGCCCUGCACUUUGAAAGGGGUUUUGCAGGCAGCAUGAUUGGCAAUGUCUGCAAAUACCCUUUUGGCCAAACUCUACCCUUACCUGCUCCACACCUGGGAUUGCUGAAAAUGUGUGAAUUGUAAUGCUGCUGUUUGAGAUUAUGCUAAAGUUUUGCAGAUACUUCAAGUUACUUCCAGGUUUAAAAUAUUGGUUAAAGACUUCUUGUAGAAUAUAUCUGAAUUUUGUAUUACAGAAUAUGACAGAUAUUUCUGGCUUGUUUGAAGCCAUCAAGUUCAAUCUAGACAAUUACAAUAUGGCAAAAGUUGUUUCCCCCUUCUAUUAUGACUUGCCAAAAUGAGAAAUUAAGACAGCAAAUUAGACUACUGAAUUGAACUCCAGUGUUAGGUUGUAAUCCUGAUAUAAUUUUCUUGGAAAUAGUUCUCACUGCUAAUUGAUGAACUUCAAUGUGUUUAAAAUCAUAGUGAAAAGUGAAGGAUUUGGGGAUUUUUUUGUUGAUUGUAAAACUGAUCAUGUUAAUUUUCCCCACCCUUGUCCAAAGUAUUAAGAAUUGGCAGAAGUGCCUAAUGUUUUAACAGCAAGCGUUUUAAACCUAGUAAGCUCUUAAGUCUUCCUUCUCUAGUGAAGAUUAUCUUAUCUGUUGUUAAUAUGACUAAUACUUUGAUUUUUUUAAAUGCUAGGGUAAUAUUCAAUGCUAGUCCUACUCAGAGUAGAUGCAGUGAAGUUAAUGGACAUAGCUAACUUACGGUAGGUUCAUUAUAUUCAGUAAGUGGACUUGAAGUAGGACUAAUUUGAAUACAGUCCAUUGAGUCCUAGAUAAAGCCCUACAUACCAGACUCAAGCAGUUUGAAAUUGGCUCUGUUUGCAUGUCAUAAGAAGUUGACGUUUUAAUUGUGAACUUGCCUGCCCCCUCCCAUGAGCAGUAAGCCAGAAAUAAAGGUUUGUUGUGACUUGCUGUGUGUGUAGCAAAACAUAUCUACAUUUCUACCACAUAAGCCAUAGAAUGGAUUGUUCAAACAAGGUGGGAAGAGAAAGCAUGGUAGAAGUGGAGGUGUGUUAAUGAUUAAACUUACAAAGACAAACUGGCUUGUUUUGAAAUGCUAACAAGUCUAUGAGUAUAUGGUCUAUAAUGUAAAGAUGCAGGGGUACUUGUGAGUCUAACACUAAUAAUGAAGCUUGUAAAUAGGUGUAAACUUUGUGAUAUGUAUAGGAUUUUAAAUUAAUACACAGUGGUGGAAGUACUGUAAAAUGUAUCUUGUUAAAAUGUAGGCCACUUUACUCCUCUGUGCUACUACUGUUCCUCUCUUCUGCCUCCAUGUCACUGUAGUUUUGUCCCUGUCCCUGUCUCUGGGUAUUAAAAAGACUGGCAGCUCUCUAAGGCUAUGAGAGUUUACUCCAAAGCCCAUGGGUAAAGAUGCAGUUCAUCACUGAGCAGCUUUCCCAUGUGCUCCUGACACACACCCUGCACAUGGCAAAAUUACAAGGCUGCUCGAACUUACAGAUGAGCAGUAGUCAGCUAAACUAUCCCAAUAGUGCAAGGGUUUCUGCUUGUGCAAUGGGACCCCACUGCCCCUUGUGCCUUCAAAUCUGCUGCAGAGUUGGGAGAACCAGUUGAACAGAUUUAGGGCACUCACAGGAGGAAAUGGUCCAUUAUGCAAGCAAGAAAUCCUUGCUGUACUGUAUAUUGGAUUUCACCCAGUAUGUGUGUUACCACCAAAAACACCAUUUACGUUAAAAACUGUAAUAUAAUUCAACAUUGGAAGAAAACUUGAUUUGUCAAUUUAAUAAUGUUGAAUAGUUUUAGAACUAUGACUUUUUUAAACAGUGAAUUUUCAGCAAAAGUUGAAUUAUGUGUGACCAAGAAAAAAUGCAUUACUUCCCUGUUUUGCAUUAAUGUGAAUAUUUCUUAAGGGUUUGAUAAAGAGUGUUAAUAGCUAUUAAACUUUCCAAUGUAUUAUAUUGUUAUGAAUAUUGUGCAAUAAACACUUCAGUCUCCUUCAGCUUUGUGCAAUACUUGAAAAUCCUGCCACCAGACCUCAGAAGAGAACCGUUUCUUAUAGAGAAAACUGUUGUGUUUAUUUCAAUAAAUUAGUUGUCUGCAUAGGUAUCUGGUCCCUGAAUGCAGGCGUUUACACUGGAACAUAGGUGCUGUGGUAAAUAAAAAUACAGCAAAAGUGGCUAUGGGUGUAAUAGAUUGCUUCCUUUAGUUCUAAAGUGUUGCUGCUUUAACUGUAGGUCCUGAGGGAUAUAGUUAAAUCAGGGUAGUAUUUGUCACAUUCUUUCACCACCAUUUUUAUUUAUUAUAAGUGAAUAUAAUCUUCAUUUUGGCUCUUCUGGAAAAUUAAAUCUAGCAAUGGAAGGGUUCUGAAACCCUGUUUAUCUUAGCCUUCUAGAAUACAGAGGUUCCAGCUGGGAAACAAUUCAUAAACAUCUACUUAAUACUGUAUACUAGCUAUAAUGAAGACGUGUCAAGAAAAUGCUUGUCCUUGCUUAAUGUUCAAGGGUAGGACACUCCAUAACCAUAAAAAUAAUUCAAAAGUAUGAACUUUCCACAAAUUCCUAGGCCCGCUUACUCAAGAAUGAAUGCUUAAGCUCAGUGGGACUCAUGUUUAGGAUUGCUGCUUAAGUUACCUAGUGCACAGAGUGGGCAUGUCAGUCCAAAGAUAACAGGUGAGAGGGGGGG
This is a messenger RNA of Zootoca vivipara (common lizard), 5213 nucleotides long. RefSeq names its product ring finger protein 141 (gene RNF141). Lineage: Eukaryota; Metazoa; Chordata; Lepidosauria; Squamata; Lacertidae. The record is from RefSeq and is a predicted model, not a curated record. Gene Ontology annotation, molecular function: ubiquitin-protein transferase activity. Gene Ontology annotation, biological process: protein autoubiquitination.